Molecule: messenger RNA, 1009 nt
Organism: Lathyrus oleraceus (garden pea)
Lineage: Eukaryota; Viridiplantae; Streptophyta; Magnoliopsida; Fabales; Fabaceae
Exons: 1
Coding region: 203-1000 (265 amino acids)
Biological process (GO): defense response
Source: RefSeq, a predicted model, not a curated record
AACAGUAAAAUAAAAUAUAUAUACAUCGGUCCCACACUGGUUAUUAACCGAGCCUUCCAUUUUCGUUCUCUCUUCUUCUUUCCGCCGCAAUCACAACCGUUGAUCUUUUCUUGAUUCAUCAUGCCCGUUCAUCUCGCCGGAAGUUGAAGAAAGGAAAAAGAUGGUACGGUAAGGCUCCAGAACGAGAGAGUGAGAAUAAUCAAUGGUGUCUCCGGCGAAGUCGCAGCUAGUAUUAGAGAUCAACUUGAUCUCAGCACAAGGUUUGAAGCCACCGCCAUCACCACGGAGAAAGUUUCAAACCUACGCUCUCACGUGGAUCGAUUCUUCCACCAAGCUCCGAACACGAGUCGACAAAAUCGGAGGCCAGAAUCCUACAUGGAACGAUAAAUUCCUCUUCCGCGUAACGCCGGAGUUUCUUGCCAGCGAAACCGCAGGCGUCUGUGUAGCAAUCUACGCCGUUGGUACCUUCCGUGAUCACAUAGUCGGUACAGUCAGGUUCCUUGUCAGCAAUAUUCUCUCUUCGAACUCUGGUAACGGCGACGGCAACGGUGAUGGUAACAGAAGUCCCUGCUUCAGCGCAGUUCAAAUACGUCGGCCGUCGGGGAGUUUCUACGGCGUAAUGAACAUCGGAGCAAUGGUGGUAGACGGUUCUGGUUUUCCGGCACUGGAAAAAAUAUCGGCGAUAGGUUACCGUGAUCUAAUGGGAGAAAAGAUAAAAGACCGCCGGAGAAAAUUACCGGAACCGGAACUGAAACAGAAAGUGGCGGUGGCCGGAGAAGAAGUUUCGAGUGAAUCUUGCGAUAAUGACACGUGUGGUACGGAAUCAGUGGAUGAAACGGAGUCAUCAACGUCGUCUUCGUCACCCAAAACGACGGCGUUGCAGGAUUGGAAUGGAGUGAGAGAAUUGGCGGGAAACAAAGGGUUAGCGGGUGCAGGAUUCUUAUGCUGUUUGGUUGCACAGAGAAGUGUUCACUCUCUCUCUCCUACCACUACCAGGUAACUGUGAGAG